CAGGGUUACUGUACGGGAGUCCGUCGCUUCCGGUCCAUACCGAGUGGCUGUUUUGCCGGUGGCUGUGAGCUUUACCUGGGCUGUUCCGGUGGAAGAGCUGGGAGUGAUGUUUGCCCCUGUUCCCUGGACUGUACGCUGACAGGCGUCAUGUAUUUCCUCAGCGGCUGGCCCAAGAGGCUGCUAUGCCCCUUGAAGAGUGUGGAGAAGCCUUUUCAUAUUCAGCCAGACCCGCAGCGACUAUUGCUGGCAGUGUUGUCCCACACACAGCUCAGUAUAUGGUACAGCAGGCCCAGUGUAUUAAUAGCAAGUUACAAGGAGUCUGCAAAGGCAGCAGCCCAGUUUGGAGCUUACAAGCUGUCAGAAUGGAGGCCGGACAGUCGUGUCAUUGUUGUUACAACUGCUAAUGGAUACAUCCUCUUCUUUGACAUUGUUCCUGUUGCUGAGGAGAAGUACUUGUAUGAACCUGUGUAUCCAAAAGGGAGUUCUCAUGUGAAGAUGAUACCUCAUUACAAGGAGGAACAGUGUGCUCCAGCAUUAAAUUUAGAAACAAAGAAAGUACUUGAUUUACAGGCUCCAAUAACAAGCAUCCAAUCCAUGAUGAAUGACCUACUGGUGGCCACUGAGGAUUGCUUGCUUCACCUCAUUCAUUGGGAAGGCAUGACCAAUGGAAGGAAAGCUAUCAACUUGGCUACUAUUCCUUUCUCGGUAGAUUUGCAGCCAUCCAGAGCAGGUUCAUUCUUAGAUUUUGAGGGUGUCCACAUCCGGGAUAUGGAGCACUGUGUAACUCUCGAUGGGUUUGCUGUUGUUUUUAAUGAUGGUCGCAUUGGAUUCAUCACACCAGUGUCAAGUACAGCAGAUCAAAUCCAUGGGGUUUGGGCACAGGACGUUGUUGAUGGAACCUGUGUGGCAGUAAACAAUAAAUACAGAUUAAUGGCAUUUGGAUGUGCUAAUGGCUCUGUGCUGGUAUACACAGUAGACAACACAACUGGCGCUAUGCAGCUUUCUCAUAAAUUGGAGCUCACUCCUAAGCAGUACCCAGAUAUCUGGAACAAAACUGGAUCAGUGAAGCUAAUACGGUGGUCACCUGAUAAUAGUGUUGUCAUGGUGACUUGGGAAUGUGGAGGAUUUUCCCUGUGGAGUGUAUUUGGGGCACAUCUGAUUUGUACUCUUGGAGGAGACUUUGCUUACAGAGCAGAUGGCACAAAGAAAGAAACACUGAAAAUCAGCUCAAUGAGCUGGGGACCUGAAGGCUACCACCUAUGGGCAAUUCCAUCAGAUUGCACUGGACAUGUGGCAAGUGACCUAACUGUACCCAAGCAGUCUGGAAUACUCCAAUUUCAGUUUAUUAAGAGUGCUCUUACUGUGAACCCAUGUAUGAGCAACCAAGAGCAAGUAUUGCUCCAAGGAGAAGAUCGCUUGUACUUGAACUGCGGGGAUGCAACUCAGACACAGCACGUUAGAAGCUCUUCAUCACAUCCUGAGCACAAGUCUAUACGUGACAGAAGUCAAUUCCCUGUAGGAAAUAUUGAUUCUCAGGGCUUAAGCACUUUACUGGGACAUAGACACUGGCACGUUGUGCAGAUACACAGUACCUACCUUGAGAGCAAUUGGCCAAUUAAAUAUUCUGCCAUAGACAAGAUUGGACAAAAUGUUGCAGUUUCCGGAAAAUGUGGAUUUGCACACUACUCUUUAUUAACCAAGAAAUGGAAGCUGUUUGGAAAUAUCACUCAAGAACAGAACAUGAUGGUAACGGGAGGACUGGCUUGGUGGAAUGACUUCAUUGUUCUAGCAUGUUAUAAUGUAAAUGAUCAGAAAGAAGAGCUAAGAGUUUAUCUUCGUACAUCCAACCUAGACAAUGCUUUUGCACAUGUAACCAAAGUGCAGCUGGAUACAUUGCUUCUAAGUGUUUUCAGAGAUAUGUUGAUUAUUUUCCGAGCGGACUGUUCUUUAUGCCUCUACAGUAUUGAAAGAAAAUCUGAAGGUCCUCAUCCUUUGGUCUGUUUACAAGUCCUUCAGGAAGUGUCAAUGUCUCGGUACAUUCCCCACCCUUCACUUGUUGUAUCCGUUACCCUGACGUCUGUGAGGACAGAGACUGGCAUUUCGCUAAAAAUGCCCCAACAGGCAUGUGAUGCAGAAAGCAUUAUGUUGAAUCUAGCCGGCCAGCUCAUAAUGUUACAAAGGGAUCGGUCAGGUCCUCAAAUCCGUGAAAAAGAAGCCACCUUACAGCAGCGAAAACUUCUGCCGUUUUGUGCCCCCGUGGUCCUAGCACAGUCUGUGGAAAAUGUCUGGAGCACCUGUCGGGCCAACAAGCAGAAGCGCCAUCUGCUGGAGGCAUUGUGGCUUAGCUGUGGUGGAGCAGGCAUGAAGGUUUGGCUUCCUUUGUUCCCCAGAGAUCAUCGAAAACCACAUUCCUUUUUGUCCAGACGGAUAAUGCUGCCUUUUCACAUCAACAUCUACCCACUUGCAGUUCUGUUUGAAGAUGCUCUUGUUCUCGGAGCCAUCAAUGAGACUGUGGCUUAUGACUGUUUAAACAACCUAGGCUCUCCUGCUGAACAUUUGGAGGCACAGUUCCCUUACUGUAUUGUAGAGAGGACCUCACAGAUCUACCUCCACCACAUCCUAAGACAGCUGUUGGUCAGGAAUUUAGGAGAGCAAGCUUUACUCUUAGCCCACUCGUGUGCCUCUUUACCUUAUUUCCCACAUGUGCUAGAACUCAUGCUCCAUGAAGUAUUGGAAGAAGAAGCUACCUCACGGGAACCCAUUCCCGACCCACUGCUUCCCACCGUGGCUAAAUUCAUCACAGAAUUCCCACUCUUUCUUCAGACAGUGGUGCAUUGUGCUCGGAAGACAGAGUAUGCCCUUUGGAAUUACCUAUUUGCUGCUGUAGGCAACCCUAAGGACUUGUUUGAGGAGUGCCUAAUGGCUCAGGACCUGGACACAGCUGCUUCUUAUCUCAUUAUCCUCCAGAACAUGGAGGCAGCAGCAGUAAGCAGGCAGCAUGCAACUCUCCUAUUUAACACUGCACUGGAGCAGGGCAAGUGGGAUCUUUGCAGGCACAUGAUACGAUUUCUGAAGGCUAUCGGAUCUGGUGAAUGUGAGACUCCUCCAGCUACUCCCACUUCACAGGAGCCAAGCUCUACUGGUGGUUUUGAAUUCUUUAGAAACCGCAGCAUAAGUUUAUCCCAAUGUGCUGAGAAUCUUCCUGUUGGAAAGUUUAGCCUUCAGAAAACUCUGAGCAUGCCUUCUGGCCCUGCUGGCAAAAGGUGGAGUAAAGACAGUGACUGCGCAGAGAACAUGUACAUAGAUAUGAUGUUGUGGAGGCAUGCUCGGAGGUUGCUGGAAGAAAUCCGGCUAAAAGACCUUGGCUGUUUCUCUGCACAGCUGGGAUUUGAGCUGAUAGGUUGGCUAUGCAAAGAACGCACACGGGCGGCACGGGUGGAAGAUUUUGUUACUGCCUUGAAGAAGCUUCAUAAGGAUUUCCUUUGGCCUUUUCCAGUCAUACCAGUCUCUUCUAUCAGCUCUCCAUUCAAGAAUGGCAAAUUCCGAACAGCAAUUGGAGAGCAGUUCCUGAAAUCUCAGUCUACUGAUAACUUUCUGGAUGUGGAUAGUGGCCUUCCUCGAAGUCACACUUGGAUGGGAAGUAUUGGAACUGCUCAUCGAGAGAUGGACACUGCCUCAUCUCACAGUCCCCACACUCAGGAUGCCCUCCUUUCUCCUUUAUUAAGUAAAGGAGAUGAAUGUAGCAUUGGUUCAGCAACUGACCUCACUGAAACAAGUUCAAUGGUGGAUGGGGACUGGACAAUGGUAGAUGAGAAUUUCUCCACUCUGAGCCUGACCCAGUCAGAACUAGAACACAUUUCAAUGGAGCUGGCCAACAAGGGACCUCAUAAAUCUCAAGUCCAAUUACGUUACCUGUUGCAUGUUUUCAUGGAGGCAGGCUGUCUGGAGUGGUGUGUGAUUGUUGGUCUUAUACUGCGAGAUUCUUCAGUCAUUAACCAAGUGUUCAACUAUUUGCAAUGCCCUGAAGUUGCAGAGGAGAUGUUACAGGGCAUUCAGAAUGGAAUACAGGCUGUGGAUGCCUGGGCCCUUAAUGACUGCCCUGGAUACAAGCCAUUUCUAAACAUAAUAAAACCUCAGCUACAGAAGAUAAGUGAAGUGACAGUGGAACAAGUCCAACCUGAAGCUUUUCAGCCCACAGUCAUCUCAAAGGUCACAGAGCAAUCCAGCCCCAGGGCAGAAGACAGCCGCAGCUCCACCAGCCACAGUGCCAGCCCUCAAAGUGACACUAGCAGCUGUAACGUCAGCAGACAUGAGGAGAAUGUGUUAAGGCAAGAGCCAGAUGAGGCUCUUCAAGAGGGAAGUUAUGACUGCAUUAUCUCUUAAUGCCAAUUGAAUUCCUCCGGCUUUAUUCACAACAGUAUUAUAGACUGAAUCAAUCACACGUGGCUGGUUGUAAAGCUGACAGUUUUAAUGGGUGCAACUUUUCUUUUCCUCAGCGGUUUCCAAGAAACCAUAACUCUGCAGAUUUGAAGCCUUAUGUUUGUGUUUUGUUUGUAUAUAUAUUUUUUUCCUAAAUACAUUUUUAUUCUUAUUAAUGUAAACUCAAGGCAGUGUUCAUCAGGAACCAAUUGCUCCUAUAUCCUGCAUACAGAGCUGUUCUGAGCUAUAUGGUAAGAUGAUAAAUGUACAGCAAGUGUUUGUGUGUGUGUGAGAUUUCUGCUAGAGAAUCUGGAGUUAAAAAAAUCACCAUUUUAAUCUUACACCUUUAUGUGGUUCUACCGACAAUUUCAUGUUGGAGCGGUUACAUAUUUUCAGCUUCAGCCACUUAUUUAUUUCAUCCUCUUGCAACCAAACAACUGCACGAGUUUUUGGGUCUCCUCCGUUUUUUGGAGGAGUAUUUGUCAGCUGUUGGAAUACAUGUUCUGACUGGAGUCAUCCACUUUGAUGGAUCAGCAGACUUUGACAUUGCUGAACAUUUUGGGUGCUAUGAUCUUUAUUUCAUACAUCUGAAAACGUUUGGUAUUAGUGUAAAUAAUGUGUAUUUUUGUGAAUACUCUCCCUAACAUUAUAAAGAUUGCCGUUUAUAAUUAUGAAUUUGUAAGAUAAAGUUGCAGGGUGCUAGCCUGCCACUAGCUGGAAAGCCAUUUUUUUGCACUUUGCAGUGGACACGACACUCUCUAAUAUAAUUUCUUCAACUACACUGUGCUUCUACAGAAUCUUCAUUUUAAAUAAAACCAACCAACCAGCUUAUGCUGCCUCCCUGAGGACAGUUUAAAGUAAGGACAGACACUCUGAUUUUACUUAAAGUGCUGUCAUCGUGCUGCAAUGGUUAUCCUGUAUAUUCUACACAACUAAAACUCAUACGCACAUUGAUGAUGGAGGUUGAAAUUGGAGUGUCUGCCACUUCUUCAUGCUGCACUUAGAAAGGGCAGCAUAAUUGGGCUGACAGGUUCCCUUUAAAGAGAAUCUGUUAGUUCUAAUAUUUCUGGUUUAGUAUAUACUUGUAUUUCCCAUCAUUUAACUAUUCUGCUGUGUACUAUUCCUCUGUUAUUCCUUCUGGAGAUUGAUAAAUAGACAACUGGUUGUUACAAACCCCCCCCUUGUCAAGAGGGGUGUGCUCCUAAUCAUUGUGACUCUCAGCACUGACUGGAUGGUGUCACUGUGUGGGAACACUUUCCCAAAUGGCAACACCUAGUUGUCAAAUUAUUUGUAAAUAUCUAGGAGGAAUAACCGAGGAAUGGCACAAUACGGAGCGAUAAGAAAAGAUGAUUUCAUGGGGAAUACAAGUAUUUAUUAAUAAGACCUGUCAGGUUUGCUGACUGAUCCUCUUUAACUACUGUGACUGACCCCAGAACAAAUCCUUCUGUUGUCUAGCUUUUUAUAUAAGGUACAGUAAGGUUUUUAUUUAUUACCUUUGUACAAUAAUUCACUUAAACAGCAUUUAUUUUGUAAAUAAAGUCAGCAAUUAUGUUUCAUAAAAUUUGAAAUAUUGUUUUCCACUAUAGGCAAAAUUGUAUUUUUGACAUUUUAUUAUUACUCUGACUUCCAUCAUGUUUUACCUUCCAUACACUGCGUGUUUAAAUGAAAAACAAGAUGAUAUAUGUACACUUUGUCAACCUUCAUCUCUUUCCAUUGUUGAUGUCCCCAGAUCUGUAAACUAAGGCUGAUAUUCACACAUUACAGUAUUAAGGUAUAGAAAUCAG
This is a messenger RNA of Hyla sarda, 6203 nucleotides long. It is a transcript of the gene RIC1, whose product is annotated as RIC1 homolog, RAB6A GEF complex partner 1. Gene Ontology annotation, molecular function: protein binding. Gene Ontology annotation, cellular component: cytosol; Ric1-Rgp1 guanyl-nucleotide exchange factor complex; Golgi membrane. The transcript is spliced from 26 exons. Gene Ontology annotation, biological process: retrograde transport, endosome to Golgi; intracellular protein transport. Lineage: Eukaryota; Metazoa; Chordata; Amphibia; Anura; Hylidae. The coding region runs from base 148 to 4383 and encodes 1411 amino acids. The record is from RefSeq and is a predicted model, not a curated record.